This is a messenger RNA of Homalodisca vitripennis (glassy-winged sharpshooter), 915 nucleotides long. Its product is annotated as fibrous sheath CABYR-binding protein-like. Lineage: Eukaryota; Metazoa; Arthropoda; Insecta; Hemiptera; Cicadellidae. The record is from RefSeq and is a predicted model, not a curated record. The coding region runs from base 1 to 915 and encodes 304 amino acids. The transcript is spliced from 4 exons.
AUGAGGCUGAGAAUCAAAUCUCUAACUCAAGUGUGGCUCCUGAGAGUUCAAACACCAGUGCAAGAUGAUGCUGACAAUCAAACCUCCGAGUGCAAGAUGAUGCUGGACAAUCAAACCUCUGAGGUAGGUGAGGUUGCUGAGCGUCAAGAAACACCAGUUCAUGAUGAGGCUGAGAAUCAAAUCUCUAACUCAAGUGUGGCUCCUGAGAGUCAAACACCAGUGCAAGAUGAUGCUGACAAUCGAACCUCUGAGGUGAGGUUGCUGAGAGUCAUGAAACACCAAUGCAUGUUGAGGCUGAGAAUCAAAACCUCUGAGUCAAGUGUAGCUCCUGUGAGUCAAACACCAGUGCAAGAUGAUGCUGACAAUCAAACCUCUGAGGUAGGUGAGGUUGCUGAGCGUCAAGAAACACCAGUUCAUGAUGAGGCUGAGAAUCAAACCUCUGAGCCAGGUUUAGCUCCUGAGAGUCAAACACCAGUGCAAGAUGAUGCUGACAAUCAAACCUCUGAGAGUCAUGAAACACCAGUUCAUGAUGAGGCUGAGAAUCAAACCUCUGAGUCAAGUGUAGCUCCUGUGAGUCAAACACCAGUGCAAUAUGAUGCUGACAAUCAAACCUCUGAGGUAGGUGUGGUUGCUCAAAGUCAAGAAACACCAAUGCAUGUUGAGGCUGAGAAUCAUACCUCUGAGCCAGGUUUAGCUCCUGUGAGUCAAACACCAGCGCAAGAUGAUGCUGACAAUCAAACCUCUGACGUAGGUGAGGUUGCUCAGAGUGAAGAAACACCAAUGCAAGAUGAAGCAGACGAUCAAGCCUCUGAUAAAAUUGAGACUUCAGAUACACCAGAAACAUCUGAACCAGGUAUGUCCCCUCAGAGUCAAAGGCCCCCAGAGCAUGAUGAGACUAAAAAAUCAAAUCUCUGA